Molecule: messenger RNA, 1118 nt
Organism: Leptonychotes weddellii (Weddell seal)
Lineage: Eukaryota; Metazoa; Chordata; Mammalia; Carnivora; Phocidae
Source: RefSeq, a predicted model, not a curated record
ACUGAUUUGUAUUUCUACAGCAUGAUCAGGAAGGUUUAUUGAGCAUGGCAAAUGCAGGCUGCAAUACAAAUGGUUCUCAGUUCUUUAUCACAACAGUCCCGACUCCUCACUUGGAUGGGAAACAUGUGGUAUUUGGCCAAGUAAUUAAAGGAAUGGGUGUGGCAAGGAUACUGGAAAAUGUAGAAGUGAAAGGUGAAAAACCUGCCAAAUUGUGCGUUAUUGCAGAAUGCGGAGAAUUGAAGGAAGGGGAUGAUUGGGGCAUAUUCCCAAAAGAUGGCUCUGGUGACAGUCAUCCAGACUUCCCUGAGGAUGCAGAUAUAGAUUUAAAAGAUGUAAAUAAAAUUUUACUAAUAACAGAAGAUGUAAAAAAUAUUGGAAAUACUUUUUUCAAAUCUCAGAACUGGGAGAUGGCCAUUAAAAAAUAUGCAAAAGUUUUAAGAUAUGUGGAAGGUUCAAAGGCUGUUAUUGAGAAAGCAGAUAGAUUGAAGCUGCAACCUAUAGCUUUAAGCUGUGUGCUGAAUAUUGGUGCUUGUAAACUGAAGAUGUCAAAUUGGCAGGGAGCAAUCGACAGUUGUUUGGAGGCUCUUGAAAUAGACCCAUCCAAUACCAAAGCAUUAUACCGUAGAGCUCAAGGAUGGCAAGGAUUAAAAGAAUACGAUCAAGCAUUGGCUGAUCUUAAGAAAGCUCAGGAGAUAGCACCGGAAGAUAAAGCUAUCCAGGCAGAAUUGCUGAAAGUCAAACAAAAGAUAAAAGCACAGAAAGAUAAAGAGAAGGCAGCGUAUGCAAAAAUGUUUGCCUAGUAAGAAAUUCAGUUUUAUUUAAAUAUGCAUUGAUUGUUAUAUAAAGGCAGUAAGAAAAUUUAAAGGUUUUUGUCAGUUAUAUAUGAUCCCUGAUGUGUUUCCUUUGAUACUUCAGUUUCCCAUUGUUUACAUUUCAGGAAUACUGAAAAGAGUUCACUCUUAAUAAAACAGUGUUACAAAAUACAGUGAAGUUUGAUUUUUUUUUAAAUGGCUUUCUGCAUUAAUCACAAAGAAUAAUGGUGUCUGUUAUUCUAAACUCGGUACCUGUUUCUAAACUCCUGAAGACACAUCUUGUUGAAUAAACAGUUUAAAGCUUAA